This is a messenger RNA of Eutrema salsugineum, 1482 nucleotides long. RefSeq lists its product as uncharacterized. The coding region runs from base 1 to 1482 and encodes 493 amino acids. The transcript is spliced from 7 exons. Lineage: Eukaryota; Viridiplantae; Streptophyta; Magnoliopsida; Brassicales; Brassicaceae. The record is from RefSeq and is a predicted model, not a curated record.
AUGUCGAAGGAGAUGAUUGUGAAAAUAUUUAAAAAGAUGCACCUGGAUAUAGAGAGGUUGAGCCAGAAUUGGCUGAAAAAUAACACUGCUGACAGAGAAUCUAGUCGUGAAGAUGGAGUUGAGGAUGCUGAUGUUGAUGAUAGUGGUGAUGAUGUUUGGAACGACGAUAAUAUUUCAGAUCCGUUAACAGAUGAUGAAAAGGAAGUAGAGGGUAUGCCAAUGACUUGUCAUCCAGAACAGAUCUUUGCACUCGGGAAGUGCUUCAACAAUGCUGAUGAAUUCAAGAAUGCACUUCUUAGGUAUUCUUUGAAGACUAGUGAUAGGCUUGGUGCUAAGUGCACACUGAACAAAAAACGAAAAGUUUCCUUAGAGAGUACUUGCUGCAGGAAGGGAGGAACAAAGCUGUUGAAGCGUGGUGUUAUUCCUCAAUUGUAUGAAGAGAGGCUGAGUGUCAUUCUGAAAAUCAAGUCACAAGAGAUGGUUGAUGAAAUCAAGAGAGAAUACAAUAUGAUUGUUACUGUGAGUCAAUCUAGGAGAGCAAAGUCUGUACUUGCAGCUCAAAGGAAGGCUUCUCAUGAGUCUCAUUUUGCUAGAUUAUGGUAUUAUCAAGAAGAGUAUUGUAGGCUUAUCAUCGGAUUAGAUGGAGCUUUUAUGAAAUGGGAUAAUAAAGGCCAAAUGUUAGCUGCAAUUGACAGAGAUGGGGAUAAUAGGAUAUUUCCUAUUUCUUGGGCGUUGGUGGAAGUGGAGGACAAUCCUAAUUGGUUGUGGUUUGUGCAACUUAUAAAAAAAGAUUUGGAUCCUGAAGAUGGAGAAGAGCUUACAAUCAUCUCUGAUAAGCAUAGGGGUAUUCUAAAUACUGUUCAUGAAGAACUUCCUAAUGCUGAAUAUAGGAUGUGUUCUCGACACAUUCUAGAAAACUGGAAGAAGACAUAUACGGACAUCGAGCUUGAGCGUCUGUUCUGGAGAAUAGGAAGGAGCUACACACCUGAGGUAUUUGGAGAUAACUUAGAAGCCCUGAAGAAGUACAACGUAGAAUCUUUCAAUUUGAAAGUUAGGGAGUCGAGGAGACUGCCGCUGCUUGAGUUCUUGACUGAGAUCAGAAGGAAAGUUAUGGAGAGAAAUGCAAAGAGAAAAGCUUCAACAAUCAGGUGGAAGAAAAGAUUCACACCGAGAGCAGACCGAGAGAUUGAAAGCAAUAGGCAGAAAGCUAGAAAACGCAUAAGAUACAUGACCACUAGAAAUCAACAUAAAAUUGACUUUCAUGGGUUAGAUCUCAAUGACUAUGUUUCAAAUUACUACUUGACUUCAAAAUGGCGUGACAUGUAUGCUGAGGGUAUGAAACCAGUCCAAGGCAUGAAAGCGUGGAGAAUGUUAGGCAGAUUGCCAAUUCUACCACCACUAUCAAGAUUCAACCGUAGAAGACUUCAUGGUCGAGCUCGGAAAAAAGGUCCUCAGGAGUCAUCAUCUAAUCCAAACAAGUAA